AUGUCGAAAAACAAGAUUCAACGUGUCACAAUCAUUGGCGCAGGUCCAGGUGGAUUAACAUUAGCUCGUAUUCUUCAAUUGAAAGGCGUAGAAGUCAAAAUUUAUGAACGGGAAGAUUCAAUCGAUGUUCGAUCUCAAGGUGGAACAUUGGAUUUGCAUGUCGAAUCAGGACAAUAUGCACUUCGCCUAGCAGAGUUGUAUGACAAAUUUCAAGCGCUGUGUCGUCCCGAAGGAGAAGAUACAAUUAUUCUUGAUAAAACUGGUACUGUUUAUUAUGAAGAAGUCGAUGCUGGACAUGAAUUAAAUCGACCAGAAAUUGAUCGACAAGAUCUUCGACAAAUACUUCUCGAUUCAUUAAAACCAGAUACGAUUGCACAAGGACAUGUUUUACGUAGUAUUGAAUGUUUAGACAAUGGUCAGCAUAAGCUAAUCUUUGACAAUGGUGUAACAGAUAUUGUUGACUUGGUUGUUGGAGCAGAUGGCGCGUGGUCACGUGUUCGUUCGCUAGUAUCUAACGCAAAGCCUGAAUAUUGUGGUGUAUCAAUGGUAGAAGUACAAUUUUCAGACGUCGACAAUCAGCAUCCCGAAAUAUCAAAACUCGUAGGUCGUGGAACUUUAUCUGCUCUAUCGGAUAACAAAGGCCUUAUUGCUCAACGCAAUGGUUACAAUCGAAUUCGUGUCUAUAUUACACUCCGUGUUCCCGAGAAUUGGAUCGUUGAAUCGAAAAUUCCGUUUGACCAACCAGACCAAGCUCGUGCACGUUUACUGGAUUUGUUUUCCGACUGGAAUCCAAGUCUUUUAAACUUCAUUCACUCUUGCGACGAUAGUUUUGUUCCACGUAGAUUGUACGCGUUGCCAGUUGGUCAUCGAUGGGACUCAAAACCUGGUGUAACACUGCUCGGCGAUGCUGCUCAUCUUAUGUCUCCAUUUGCUGGUGAAGGAGUAAAUUUAGCUAUGUUCGAUGCAGCAGACUUGGCACUGGCAAUCAUCAAUGCAGAUGAUCUCGAGCAAGCAAUAAAAGACUAUGAAGAAAAAAUGUGCACUCGAGCUGCGCAGUCAGCCGAUGAAUCAGCGAGAAAUCUCGAUGUAUUUAUCGGACCUGGUAAUACAGGACAGAUUGUAGCAGAAUUUUUCAAAAAACUCAUGGCCAGUAUGGCAGCUAACGAGAACGCAUGA
This is a messenger RNA of Adineta ricciae, 1176 nucleotides long. The record is from the annotation of a GenBank genome assembly. Lineage: Eukaryota; Metazoa; Rotifera; Eurotatoria; Adinetida; Adinetidae.